Arachis stenosperma is the source of this 1870-nucleotide messenger RNA. Its product is annotated as AP-1 complex subunit mu-2. The transcript has 11 exons. Gene Ontology annotation, biological process: vesicle-mediated transport; intracellular protein transport. Bases 310 to 1596 code for a protein of 428 amino acids. Lineage: Eukaryota; Viridiplantae; Streptophyta; Magnoliopsida; Fabales; Fabaceae. The record is from RefSeq and is a predicted model, not a curated record. Gene Ontology annotation, cellular component: cytoplasmic vesicle; clathrin adaptor complex.
AGUUUCAAUUCAUUUCAAUUUUCAACCCAAGGUAACAUGUUCCUCAGCUCCAUCCAUUGCAAGAAACAGAGACAGACAUCAACCCGAAGACGAAGCUCCAACCUGUAACUGCACACAAACACAAGACACAAGGAAUCAUCUCUUCAUCUCUCUCUCUCUCUCUCUCUCUCUCUCUCCCUCUAUGGUUCAGCUUCCAAGCAUGCCUCGCUGAACCCUAAGCGCUUCUUCUUCCUCCUCUUCGGAACUCUUGAUCUGAUCCAGAUCCCGAUCUGGUUCUGAUUCGGAUCCUAAUUCCGAUCCGAUCUACAAAUGGCAGGGGCAGCCUCUGCUCUUUUCCUGCUCGACAUCAAAGGCCGCGUCCUCAUUUGGCGCGACUACCGCGGUGACGUCUCUGCCGUCGAGGCCGAACGCUUCUUCACCAAGCUCAUCGAGAAAGAGGGGGAUCCGCAGUCUCAAGAUCCAGUUGUGUAUGAUAAUGGUGUGACCUAUAUGUUCGUACAACAUAGCAAUGUUUACGUCAUGACAGCAACAAGGCAAAACUGCAAUGCUGCUAGCCUUCUUUUCUUCCUGCAUCGUGUAGUUGAUGUGUUUAAACAUUAUUUUGAAGAACUGGAAGAGGAGUCUCUUAGGGAUAACUUUGUUGUUGUGUACGAAUUACUGGAUGAAAUUAUGGACUUUGGUUACCCACAAUAUACCGAGGCAAAGAUUCUUAGCGAAUUUAUCAAAACGGAUGCUUAUAGAAUGGAAGUUACGCAGAGACCACCCAUGGCUGUAACAAAUGCUGUGUCUUGGCGCAGCGAAGGAAUAAACUACAAGAAGAAUGAGGUUUUCUUGGAUGUUGUGGAGAGUGUUAACAUACUUGUCAAUAGCAAUGGACAAAUAAUUAGAUCUGACGUUGUUGGGGCUCUGAAGAUGAGAACAUAUUUGAGUGGUAUGCCGGAGUGCAAACUUGGCUUAAAUGAUAGAGUAUUAUUAGAGGCACAAGGUAGAGCAACCAAGGGAAAAGCGAUUGACUUGGAAGAUAUCAAAUUUCAUCAGUGUGUUCGUUUGGCUCGAUUUGAAAAUGAUCGAACAAUAUCCUUUAUACCACCUGAUGGAUCAUUUGAUUUGAUGACAUAUAGACUCAGUACACAGGUUAAACCCUUAAUUUGGGUGGAAGCACAAGUUGAAAGGCAUUCAAAAAGCCGGAUUGAGAUUAUGGUAAAAGCUAGGAGUCAAUUUAAGGAACGUAGCACUGCCACAAAUGUAGAGAUUGAGCUGCCUGUACCUGCCGAUGCAACCAAUCCAAAUGUUCGAACCUCAAUGGGAUCUGCAUCCUAUGCACCCGAAAAAGAUGCAUUAAUUUGGAAAAUAAGAUCGUUUCCUGGGGGCAAGGAGUACAUGUUAAGAGCAGAGUUCCGUCUUCCCAGUAUAACAGACGAGGAAGCAACUCCUGAGCGAAAAGCUCCUAUUCGUGUAAAAUUUGAGAUACCAUACUUUACUGUUUCAGGGAUACAGGUAAGAUAUUUGAAGAUAAUUGAGAAAAGCGGGUACCAGGCUCUUCCAUGGGUGAGAUACAUAACAAUGGCGGGCGAGUAUGAAUUGAGGCUUAUAUGAGAUCCGGUUUCCCCAUUUGGUGUUUGAAAUUCACCAAAUAAUUGUAUCAUUCAAUGAUUAAUGGCUUCAAACUGGUGGAUUGAGGAAAAGAGUAUUAAGAGUAAUUAGAAUUUAUUUGGUGAACCAUCUUUCUGUUGAUGAUAGCUGUUCUGGCAGCAUAUAAGUUGCUCAUUGUCUAGUAAGUUCUUGUCAACUGAAAAUCAUGAAUUCCCAAGGGUUAAGCCAGAAUAGUCUUUUGGUCAACCCAUUUUCGAUUGAGAAUUUUUUUUUUUUU